Messenger RNA from Lepisosteus oculatus (spotted gar), 5772 nucleotides. It is a transcript of the gene esyt2b, whose product is annotated as extended synaptotagmin-like protein 2b. Gene Ontology annotation, cellular component: extrinsic component of cytoplasmic side of plasma membrane; endoplasmic reticulum membrane. Gene Ontology annotation, molecular function: phosphatidylethanolamine binding; phosphatidylcholine binding; phosphatidylinositol binding. The record is from RefSeq and is a predicted model, not a curated record. Gene Ontology annotation, biological process: lipid transport. Lineage: Eukaryota; Metazoa; Chordata; Actinopteri; Semionotiformes; Lepisosteidae.
AAUUUCCUGUUGGAAAUGGGAGCAGGGGGUUGAGUUGCGAAUGUGUGGACAGUCUGUGUGAUCAGCGCAGUUUUCAGGAUGUGGUGAGAGAGGGAGGUACGGUCUCUUCCCAGCUGAGAAAGGAGGGAGUUUGACAUACGCCAUGCAGCACAAACCUCGCGUUUCCGAACUGAAGGAUUACUGAUGCCACACACGGAAACCAGAGGGAGCCCAGCAAACGACAGCUGACAGAAGUAGCUCAACACAGCCCCCUUUUACAGGGGGCAAGCAAGGGAAGGCACUGCUGUGGAGGCAUCUGCAAAGUGUUUGGAUCAAUCGAUGUAACCUUAACCAAGAGGAAAGGUUUACCAGGAAAGUAAUUAUGGCAGCGUCCGAGCUCUUAUCUGGCCGCAACUAAUUUAAAACAGGAAAAAAAAAACGUGGGUGUUUCAAAGUGUUUUGUAGUCGGGGGGAAGGCAACGCCGCCAACAGUGUAGAAUACUUUUGCGAUUGUUUUCUUGUGAGCAGCUGGUUUUGAAACUUUUUGGAAAGGGGCUGGAGAUGAGUGGCGAAACCACAAACAACGCGCCGCACGACGCAGGAAAAGAGGGGCAAAGCGAAGCCACCAGCCCGGCGGACUCCGCACCGGGAGCCCCGGUGGAGGGUGCCGAGGAGCCGCAGUCCACCGCCGUAGAUCUUACGCAGGCGUUGUCGGGGUUCGCCAAGACGUUUGUCAUCAUUUUUCCCAUCUACGUCUUGGGGUAUUUCGGGUUCAGCUUCAGCUGGGUGCUGAUCGGACUGGCGGCGUUCUUCUGGUGGAGGAGAAAUAAAGGAAGUAAAUAUUCCCGACUUAACCGGGCUUUGGCUUUCUUGGAGCACGAAGAGAAGACUGUUAGGCAGAGUCUGCCAACUUCUGAGUUACCACCAUGGGUUCACUUUCCAGAUGUAGAAAGAGUAGAAUGGUUGAACAAGACAGUGAAGCAGAUGUGGCCCUACAUCUGUCAGUUUGUAGACAAGCUGUUCCGGGAGACGAUAGAGCCUGCAGUCAAAGGGGCCAACGCCCAUCUCAGCACCUUCUGCUUCACCAAAAUCGACAUGGGGGACAAGCCCCUGAGGAUAAAUGGUGUUAAAGUUUACACUGAGAAUGUGGACAAGCGUCAGAUAAUCAUGGACCUUGAGAUAAGCUUUGUGGGAAACACUGAAAUUGACGUCGAUAUCAAAAGAUACUAUUGCAGAGCUGGCAUCAAAAGCAUACAGCUUCAUGGGGUAAUGAGAGUUGUUAUGGACCCCCUGCUUGGAGACAUGCCUUUGAUUGGAGCUCUUUCCAUCUUCUUUCUAAAGAAGCCUCUGCUGGACAUUAACUGGACAGGCCUCACAAAUAUGUUGGACAUUCCUGGAUUAAAUGGCCUGUCGGACAGUCUCAUCCAAGACAUAAUCUGCAGUUACCUGGUUCUUCCCAACCGGAUCACAGUUCCUUUGGUAGGGGAUGUACAACUUGCCCAGCUCCGCUUUCCCUUGCCGAAGGGGGUCCUGCGGGUGCACUUUCUGGAAGCUCAGGAUUUAUUGGGAAAGGAUAAAUUCCUCGGAGGGCUCAUCAAGGGGAAGUCGGACCCUUACGGUGUCAUUCAGCUUGGCAACGACCAAUUCCGGAGCAAGACAGUGAAAGAAAACAUCAAUCCCAAAUGGAAUGAAGUUCGGGAGUUUUUGGUGUAUGAGCACUCAGGACAGCACCUGGAGAUUGAGCUGUUUGAUGAAGACCCUGAUGAAGACGAUUUUCUUGGCAGUCUGAUGAUUGAUUUGACUGAGCUUCACAAGGAGCAAAAGGUUGAUGAGUGGUUUAUAUUGGAAGAGGUCAACACUGGAAAGUUACACCUCAAACUCGAAUGGCUCACACUGCUUUCGACUCCUGAAAAGCUAGAUCAGGUGUUGGCAGGUCUUAAAGCAGACAGAGGCCAAGCCAAUGAUGGCCUUUCAUCAUCACUGCUAGUCGUUUACCUGGAUUCUGCCAGAAGUCUGCCUAGUGUCUUCGAGGGGAACUUUGGGUGUGGAUACUUAAAAGAGAGGAGAGCUUCGGGCCUAGUCUUUUGUGAAAAUACUACCUCACUCUAUAGAACAUUAUUUCGCAAUCCAUUAGAAUUUAACCAUGAGGGGUUGAAGAAAGCCUCAGUGAAUAAGGCCCUGAAGUCUGCUAAGAAAGUGAGCAGUGACCCAAGUCCAUUUGUUCAGCUGUCCGUUGGUCACAAAACCAAGGAAAGCAAGAUCCGAUAUAAAACCCAUGAGCCUGUUUGGGAGGAAGCUUUCUCUUUCCUUAUUCACAAUCCAAAAACACAAGAGCUCUGUGUUGAGGUGAAGGAUGAAAAGCACGAGUGCAGCUUAGGCAACCUGACCAUUCCUCUUACCCAUCUGCUGGAGGCUGAAGACAUGACACUGCACCAGCGCUUCCCGCUGAAGAACUCGGGCCCCAACUGCACCCUUAAGAUGAAGAUGGCCAUCAAAAUUCUUUCCCUGGAGAAACAGACCACUUCAGACCAGCCAUCUUCGGUCCAGGUGAAGAAGGCUGGGUUUAACAACAAAGAUGGUAACAAGGCCCAACCACAGAAGCCUCCGGUCACACCAACCUGGACCCCCGAAUCGCCCAACCCAAUCUCAAACCUGCCUCCCUCAGCUUCGGCCUCGGCCUUUGACCUUCACAGAAGGCCCGAGUAUCCUGAACAGGGCCUUCCAGGAAGCCCACAGAAGCAGUCUAGUUAUUCUACUAGAAGUACCAGCAACCUGGUCAUCUGCAGCUCUCAUCCUCACCUGGCAGGAAAGGAGUCUACACCCAGCAUCGCCUCUGACAUCUCCCAGCCCUUUGCCACCCAAGAGCUACAGCAAAGACUUCGCCAGCUUCAGAAUGGAUCGGCUGCAAACCAUUAUCCUUUGGGUCAAGUCCAGCUGACCGUCAGGCACAGUUCUCAAAGGAAUAAACUGAUUGUAGUGGUGCAUGCUUGCCGCAACCUCAUAGCGUUCACCGAGGAUGGGUCAGACCCUUAUGUCCGGCUGUAUCUGUUGCCUGACAAGAGAAGAACCGGCCGGAGGAAAACCCACACAAUGAAGAAGACGCUAAACCCAGUAUAUGAUCAGACGUUCGAAUUCAGUGUUUCCCUAGUCGAACUGCACAGGAGAACUCUGGAUGUAGCGGUGAAGAAUGGAGGAGGCUUGCUGUCAAAACACAAAGGACUUCUUGGGAAGGUUUUAGUAGAUUUGACUAGUGAAGAUAUAACCAAAGGAUGCACACAAUGGUUUGACCUUACUGAGGACGGCUCAAGAUCAACACUUCAAACCUAGAAUAUAUGUGUCAAAUCAAAAUUUUAAUGCACCUUCCCCAAGCCUGCUUUUGGUCUUCUUCUUAAUAUUAUCAAAUUAAACCAGCAUUAUUUUUAUAGCUAAUUAUUUUAGCCAAUGCACACAUCUUUUUUUUUUCAUUUAAUGUUUUAAUACAAUCAACCUGUAAUUGUAAAUGCUUUGACAUUUUCCAAGGGAUAGCAUCUCUGUGCUAUGUUCCCUUUUUUAAACAAUAAUCAGUUAUGUGCAAUAGAUAUAAGAAAGCAUGUGGUGUUAAAAUGCUUAAAAAGAAAAGAGGAGUGUAAAAAUAUUUUUGCUGUGUUUCUUACAGCUGAUCUCCUGCCUUGUUUUUCUAUGUCAUUAAUGUACAACUUGUAAAUAUGUAACAUGACGUAAUGCCAUUGGAAAAGUUUAACAAUGAAAAAGGAGGGAAAUAGUAUUUUUCUUGUUUAAAUGGCAGGUAAACCUUUAAACAUUUUGCUUUAGAAUAUAGUGCUACAGGUUGAUAUAUUUUUCAUUUAGCUGAAGAACACUAGCUGCCAAAGAGACAAGUAUUUCAUUUUAUUGCCUAUGUGGGUUUUAAGCCAAAUAUAUACACGGUGUUGAUCAAAGGUUUGGGUUAUUUUGUAGUAAAAUAGUUUAUUUGUUUUUUUGGUGUUUUUUGUAACAUACUGUAUGCAUACUGUAUGGCCAUAUUUACAGUACGUUUGGAAAUGUUGCCAUGUUGGAAAAAAAUAUUAUAUCGACCAAUGAAAUGAUUUCUGGUUUAACUGCAUGGUGCUGUACUAUCAGCUUGUGUUCUUCGUCCUUGGUUAGCUUUCCUUCCCCCCCCCAAUGUCAAAAACCGAGUACCACCCCAAAAAUGGUCUUGUAUUCCUUUUUGUGCUUCAGAGGUGGCUGUAGACGUUCAGCAUAGUGUUCACCAACUGUCUUUAUAGCAAACAGGCAUAGUUGAGAUCCAGACAUUUUCCAAUUAAUGUUUUGGGGAUUUUGCGCAAAUGUACAGUAAUACAUUUUAAUUUAGAAAGAACACCUGACAUUGAUUUCAUAACAUUAAUCCUGGCUUUAUGAACCUGCACCGCUAGUGUUGUUCUUCUGCUAAAACACAUGUUCACAUUGGUUGCCGCCUCGGCCGACAGCUACUGCCUUCACGUUUUUGCCAGGCCCCCAUUUCCUUUUCUGACCCUCAGUGAUAUGGUUUUUCUGGACAAGUAUAAUGUAGUUUAAUAAUGAGAUUCAAUUUUGUGUCCACCAUUGGGAAGCCAUCGUCUCUAAGUUUCUAAAUCAGUGUAUAUUGUUAUAGUAUAAUUUUCUUUUGCAGUAGAAUUAGAAAUGGUGUGGGCAUUUCACAAUUGUUAACAUCAAGUAAGACUCAUUCUGAACUUAUUUUUGGGGGUCAGUUUUUUUUAAAACAAAUUACAGGGCUUUUUGAACAGAGUAAAGCAGUUUUCAUAAACACUUUACUGUUGUUUCUACAUUUAUGUAACUAAAGCAACAGCUUCUUAAUAAUGUAGGUAGUGUGGGAAAUCUGUCAUUCUCAUAUAAACAACAAAUGUACUCAAUAACAAGAACCCAAACUUUUGCUCAAUACUACAAUGUAAUUUAUAUCUACAUAUACAGUAUGUAUGCCUGUUCCUGCUAAUCUUUUUCCUAUUUUAUUCAUGAAGAGGUAGUUUUGUUUAAUUCAUUAUUGUUUGCUUUUUUCUAAAGGAAUCCCGAAGAUAUUUUUUCAGACUUCACAAGAUUAUGAUAUACAAUAGCUGUGCUGUAGUACUGCUGUAGAUGCCUCCAGUUGGUGAUUUCAAGCCUGUUGUAUUCACAAUAAGAGCUAAACCGUUUCAAAGGUGUCUGGCAGCACCUUUCUUCAUGAAAAUAGUAUUUUAGAUUCUUGGCUUUUGAUCCAUACAAGCAGGGCGGAUUCUUAAGACUCCUGACAUUUCAAGUUUGCAUUGAGAAUCCCUGGGCUGCAAUUAAGGGUGAAUGUAAGUCUAUUUAGUAUAAUAUAAAUGUAAAUUCACUAUUUUGGUGUGUGUCCAAAUCUUAGUUUAUUACAAACAGGCAUUUAUUCUGGCUGGCAUAAUAUUUAGAAUUGCUUGCAUAAUUUGUGUAAUAAAAUCAUAUUUAUUGGACAAAAAUAAGCAUAUGGAUAUGAACUGUAAUGCUCUUCUUUUUUUACUUUUUCCAGUGCUGUUUUUUUUUUUUAUUAUUAUUCGGACAACUUGUAUUUUCCUUUAAAGUGCAAUUUCCUCUGUGGGCCAUCGAAUGACAGUUGUCUCUGAACAUUCUGCAUUUCUUUCCAUGACCAGUUCCUUUGCCUUCACCCUUUACUUUAUUUAUCUUGUGCCUUAAAAAUAAAAAUGCUCAAAGAUGUAUAAGUAUGAGAACUUGGCAUAAAGAACUUUUCAAAGUUUCCAUGUUUCAGAAUGUCUCUUCACAACUUUGAAAUAAUAAAGAGCUAUAUCUGCAGUA